AUGGUGCAUGGCUAUUUCGAUCUCGGACGCACGGACACAGCAUCACUAAGAACAAAAAAGGCCUUACUGACACGAUACUGCAAUAAUUUGUCUCGGGUAAUCGAGAGAAUCGAUUCUGCUCACACCGCCGCGCAAGCUAGUAGCGAUGACGCAACAUCUCCUCCACGCAUCAAAGCAUCGCUGUUUGAACUCGACGCCACGGCAAAGCUAGCGGCAGAUGCCUUGAAUGCUUUCACGGCAGCGCUGGACGAGAUCGAUGAACUACCCGAAGAACAAGACAAGCAGGCGAACGACUACAUUGACUCAUCGCUUUCGUUGAUUGAGCGCGCUCGUCUGAUGGCGAUUGAACUCGACGCAAAAAACAUUGGGGACCGGGAGGAAAAUGACGAGAGAGGAUGGACAGAGAUGAUGAGACCAAAACUUCCGCCAAUACCCAUACCCAUAUUUACGGGAAAGCUUCAGGAAUACACCAACUUUUGGACACUUUUCGAAUCCAACGUCGACAGACAACCACUCACCAAUCUACAGAAGUUUAACUAUUUAUUAACCGCUUUGCGAGGGGAACCCCGAGAACUGAUUAAACGAUAUCCAAUAACCGAAGCCAACUAUACGCACGCCAUUCAACUUUUGAGGGACAAGUAUGGGGACGAAUCUAAGCUCAUCGCGGACUUACAAUCGCGCCUUGAAAUGACGAAGGCAGACAACAAAUCUAUCUACGCUCAACGUCGCCUUCUCGAACAAAUUCUUCCCAUAGUAACUCAGUUGGAAGAGUUGGGAAUAACACUGAAUGGCUCGUAUCCUACAAAGAAGCUUCUCUCCAAGUUUUCUUACACAUUGCAGCGUCAAGUUCUGGAACGCUGCCUCUUGCAAAAUAAGAAAGAAACCGAUUGGAUUAUGCGGGAUGUGCUCUCUGAGCUGGACGAUCUGAUAACCACACAAGAACAGAUCAGUGAAAUGAUCGAUAGCAUUCCCAACAAGUGUGAUGAUCGCAGCAGAGAUUCUCAUAACAACAACAGAUCGAAGAAAUUCCUCAUGAAGAAUGCGACAACAAAGCCUGACCCGAAUGCAUGUAUGUUUUGCGGAUCAACGCAACACAAAUCAGCUGAUUGCACAAGGAUUCCAAGCAUCCACCAGCGACGUACCUAUAUGCAACAACAUAGGAGAUGCCUCAACUGUGGGAAAGAAGGCCACUUUGUGAAAGACUGCACAAGUAAAGGAUGCAGGUAUUGCACGGGGAUGAAGCAUCAUCAUACCCUCUGCCCCCAGAGGCACAACUUGGGAGAGACCACAGACCAAACCCCACCAAGGGCAAGGACAAACACUAAUACUCCACAGAACAGACCGCCGGUACCCAAUGUACCUCGGAAUACGAAACGACAUGUGAAAACUGCGGUAGCGACGGCACAACCAGUGCAGACUACCGACAGCAGCGCGACCUACCCGGACAUAACGGAUACUGCGCAGCACUCACCGCAAGAUACAUCUAUCCUUCAGAAUAGUACGGUAGACGCCCUGGACAAUAAGGUAUUGUUACUGACAGGAGUAGCGCGGGUACGGGAUGAAGCGCGUGAUGACUGGAAAGAAGUGGAGAUCCUCUUCGACACAGGAGCCGACCAGUCAUUCAUAAGCUCUGCUCUCGCAGAAGAAUUGAACCUGAAAUGUACAAAAGAGAAGGAGCUCACUAUGUACACUUUCGGUUCUACUGACCCUAAACCGACCAAGUGUAGGCACACAACGUUGGACCUGUGGGAUAAUCAGGGACAAAAACAUCCCGUACGGCUAUGUACCACACCGGUACUCACAAGUAAAGGACAAACGACCCAACUCGACCACGCGGACCUAGCGUUUGUGGCACAACACAACAUCCACCUGUCCAAACCUACGUCCAAUUCCACAUCCAUACCACAGAUAUUACUCGGAUGUGAUCAGUUGUGGGGUUUAUUGGAUGCUCCCCUUCCACGCUUUAAACUCCCAUCGGGCCUGCUCCUCAUUCCCUCAAAACUCGGAUAUUUGCUGACCGGAAAGCAGCACACCUUCCACGGAAUAGAAGGACAACAGAAUGAGGUCAAUAUCAGCAUGAUCACCAUGGUACAGGCCUUCACAGAAUCUGAAGAUGAGAUGAGCCGAUGGGACAGAUACUGGACAAUGGACUCAGCCGGUAUAUGCGAGUUCACGGGAACUAAAAACGAAGAAAAAACCGCAGUUAAUGAACAAGUGGUUAUGUUCUUCAAUAACACAAUCGAACGCCGUCCUGAUGGGUACUACGUUCGGUUGCCGUAUAAGGACAAUCACCCCCCACUACCGGACAAUCGGCAAAUAGCUCUGAAACGGUUACAAGGAGUAAUACGGACGCUGAAAUCGAGUCCACAGUUAUUACAAGAUUACGAAAACACAUUCCACACCCAGCUGGAAAAGGGAAUUAUUGAACAAAUUCCAAACAACCAACCAGGUAUCGGACCUAUCGUACACUACAUUCCACACCAACCGGUGGUCACGCCCCACAAAGAAACGACAAAAUUACGAAUUGUGUUUGAUGCAUCCUCACACUACAAGGAAUGCCCUUCACUAAAUGACAUACUACACCAAGGACCAUUGGUAUUACCGGAUCUUUACGCGAUACUGCUACGUUUUCGAAUGUUACCUUAUGUAGCAAUAUCGGACGUGGAGAAAGCCUUCUUACAGGUACACCUCAAUGAAAUGGAUAGGGACGCCACGAGAUUUAUCUGGGUACGCGACGUGGACCUACCAGUCACUGAAGACAACAUCGUCACAUACCGUUUCACCCGGGUCACAUUUGGCCUGAACGUAUCGCCAUUCCUCUUGGCUGGUACAGUAACCUACCACUUACAUCAUGUCGUUGAAAACAAAGAAUUGGCGAAGGAAAUCAAGGACAACUUAUACGUGGAUAACCUGAUCCUAACCGCACGUACCCCUGAAGAUCUGGCCAAAAAAGUCGUAGAUUCACGCGAGAUUUUCCAGGAUAUGGGGAUGAACCUGAGAGAGUUUUUGGCCAAUGACGUUAAUCUCAAGGACUUCAUCUCUCAAGAGGCUUGCGCGAAAGCAGCGGUGCAGAAAGUGCUAGGGAUAGAAUGGAAUGCAACAGGAGACUACCUCUCCAUGUGCUGUACUUUACCAUUCAUAGGCCAAGUCACAAAAAGGAUUGUAGCGCGACAAAUAGCGGCCGUAUACGACCCAUUGGGGUGGCUGGUCCCACUGCUGACGCAGGCAAAGCAUUUCCAACAAACCUUGUGGAAACACAAGUUCGAAUGGGACAAUAUUCUUCCAGCAUCCCUCCAGGAGCAGUGGCAGAAAAUCACACAAAACAUCAACGGGUUUGCCCGUACCUUUCCACGACGAUUUUUCACACAACCUCAAGACAAGGACACUUGCAUCGCAGUGUUCGCUGACGCCAGUGACAUCGCCAUGUCCACAUGUGCGUACCUAUUCGAUGGAAAGCACUCCGCGCUGGUAAUGGCUAAAUGCAAAUUGCCAUCGAUAAAAACGACCACUACAAUGCCAAAGAUGGAGAUGAACGCAUUAACAAUGGCAGCUCGAUUGACAUGGUCAGUAUACCAAGCCAUGAAGGAGCCCUGGCCAAAUAUGUCCGCUUCUCCACCACAAAUUGUCAUCCUUUCGGAUUCCCAAAUUGCAUUGAGCUGGCUAACAACGUCAGAGGAAAAGGCCAGUCCAGGUGUCCUUAUUUCCAACCGAAUAAAGGAAAUACGCAAGAUCACCGCGGCCCUAAACGACGAAGGUCUUACAGUACGUUUCGCAUAUGUAAACACAAAAGACAAUCCUGCUGAUGCGGGAACACGGGGGCUGAACCAGGAACAGUUACAGGACCAUCCCUGGUGGACGGGGCCAGAUUUUUUACGGACACCUAUCAACCACUGGCCCACGAUUUUUUAUCCAUAUGACUGGCAGGGUACUCACGAAACGGAAGAAUUGCAGCCUCCCACUGAAGCAGGUACAGUCUCGAUCACAAUGAACUCAGCAUCAACGAGACUUCUGCAAGAAUCCUGCAAUGACCUGAUCGACGCCAAACGUUUCAGCUCCUUCAAGAAAGCAAAGAGAGUGACAGCAUGGGCGCUGUUGUUUAUUAAAAAACUGAUGCGCUCACUACCACAACAGACACAACAAUACUUUUGGGGCAGCACAUCAAAGCGGCACGGAUUGCGCUACUCCGAAACCAUCAAUCUUCAUUUCUAUCACAUUACCAUAAAAAAACUGCGGAAUGACACUUUGUGUCUAUAUCAAGACAAGGACCUUCUAUGGCGAUCACAAGGACGCCUCCAGAACUCGACAUUAGGAGCAGAUGCGAAAUCACCCAUUUUCGUGGCUCCGAAUACACCUCUGUCACAACUCCUCAUCAAGGACGCUCAUGGCGAUUACCAUCAAGGUGUGGAACAUACAAUCGCCACAAUUAGACAAACGUACUGGAUACCAAAAAUACGGCAACAAGUACGAAAACUAGUGAGCAAAUGCGUACAAUGCAGACGACUAAAUGCCCUUCCUUACCCAUAUCCAGACAUGACUGAUUUACCACAACAAAGGGUUAUGCGCAGCCGUCCGUUCCAGCAUAUCGGGCUCGAUUUCUUCGACUUACCCUCCACACACCUGGAAGCCGGUAAAACUCACGGCUAUGGUUGCAUUUUCACCUGCAUGGUUACCCGUUUGAUUCAUCUGGAAAUGGUAGACAGCAUGAGCACGGAAGAUUUCAUCAACGCCUUACGAAGAUUUGUGGCUAGAAGAGGUGUUCCUGACUCUAUCACAUGUGAUAAUGCCCCGUCUUUUCUGCUCGGAGCCAGCAUUUUAGCAGGUUCACCUCAAGGGGAAACCCUCAGCUCAAGUAUACAUAACGCCACAUCAAAUCAAGAGAUUCAGUGGAACCACAUCACUCCCUACGCACCAUGGCAGGGCGGUUUUUAUGAGCGCCUCAUCAAAUCCGUCAAACACGCUUUAUAUAAGUCACUACGAGGCACAAAUCACCGUUCCGGAGACCAUUUACGAACGAUCUUGACGGAAAUUGAAGCUUGUCUCAACUCAAGGCCGCUCACUUACCAAGGUGAUGGACAGGAAGACUUUUCUUCCAUUCGACCAAUCGACUUCCUCCAAAAGGAUUUGACACUAACCCUACCAACCACACACCUCACAGAUCCCAUGACAAACGAUCCCGACUACCAUACCCCAGACGAGAUUCGAGCCCUCCAAACUCGUCAAGAGGUCAUUGCUUCCUUACAAUCAUCAUGCGGUGCCACGGAACGAUUUUGGACUAUUUGGCAAAAACAUUACCUGACCUGCCUACGGGAAACGCACAGAAGGACAAUCUCAAGUAAACGACAGGGACGAGAGACUCCUACCAUAGGGGACGUGGUUUUAGUAAGCGAUCCAGUAAUUCCACGUAAUGAGUGGAAGCUAGCACGAAUUACCGAUACUCGAGCAGGACGGGAUGGGGAAAUUAGAGAAGUCGAGCUUCUCACGCCAGCGCGCAGAAAAAUACGACGACCUCCAAACCUUCUCAUCCCUCUGGAAAUACAGCCUGCUACAACUCCGUCCCACACCACACCAGGAGAUCACGCAGUAUCAGACGGGACAGACGAACAAAUACCCACUUCUCAUCCUUACAACCUGCGUCCGCGACGCGCAGUACAUUACGCUGAUGAGCAAGUGGUUACGACAACUCAAACUGCAACAGUCAGACGUUUCCCACCAAAAUGGUUCCUAUUCUACAUCAUGAUCAUCACAUUGUUCACAACUUCGUCUACUUUUGCCAACAGGGAUAUAAGCAUGACGUGUAGCAACGAAGGUGUGCUCGUUCAUACAUCUCGGAACGAUCCGUUUGAAAUCUGCGCGGACCACCAUUGUCAAAUGAUCACCCCAGUGACAAACCCCUUCCUUGUCAAAUUUCCACCAGAGGCAACACUUCAUGACUACCUAGUGUCACUUAAAUGGAAUACCGGAGAUCAACUGGCAACCAUGGAGACAAUGUGCCAUCGCCUCAAUUUCUGUCAACAACUCGAUUGUUGGAUAUGCUCAGCGGUCGUCUUCAACCCCGAGUGUUGGCCAAUGGGUGCAAUAGUCAUCACAGCACUCCUCUUAUACGUUAUAGUAGCCAUACUAUAUGUACUCCUGUAUGUUCCCAUGACUAUGGGAAAACCGAUCCGUAUCAUUCUCAUCGUGCUGAGAAGGAUCCUCCUAAUUUUGGCAUCUGCACUCAUAAAGCUCUGCAUGACACUAUGCCGCAGGAUGAGACGACGACGGCCACAAUCGCACAGAGACCGUUUGCUAGCAGUUUUGGCAAUAACUCUUGCCGUAUCCACAUAUGCGAUCCAUGCGUGCCAACAAGUAAAUGUACUUGAACAUCGCUCCACUGUAUGUAACAACUACGACGGACACGAAAGUUGCUCGAUUUACCUGAACGAGCUUCUCAAAAUCAACACUUUCCAUCGUGAAGCCUGUCUACGACUCACUCGAAACGUAACCUUGAUCGCAAACGUCAAACUUCGUUGGAAAGGCCUCUACCUACACUGUGAACAGGAGUCGAGGAUCUUCACACGAGCAGUGGAGCUGCAAAGGAUUGACAGCAAACGCUGCCCGCACAUGGGCUCGUGUCAAGGUCAAAAAUGCGCCGCGAUCCACCAUUCAAGUCUGAUACCGGAACUUGAGGAAGGAAAUAAAUAUCCAGGUCGCACAGGCUGCAUGGAAUCGUGCGGCGGCCCAGGAUGCGACUGUUUCUUCUUAAGUUCCGGUUGUCUGUUCUACCGCGUAUACGCGGUGCCGAAGAACAGCAAAGUCUACGAAAUAUUCCGCUGUACCCGAUGGACUGAACAAGUAAAAUUGGAGGUGACAAUUGAGGACCUCAGCUCCUCUGAAGGAAAAAGGCGAUAUGUCCUCGCUAUAACUCCGAACGUGCCCACGGAAGUACCGUCAAUGACAGUUACGAUGACGGCGGUAACUCUACCUCCUCUACCCAAUCUCUCCAAAGAGUUUGUCACAGAUGGACGAGAUGUCGCGAUCUGGAAUAAUCCUUUUACACCGGACCUUCUCUGUGCUUCUUGGCGCCACGCUAGAGACAUGAACUGCACCCUCAAAGAUGAUUGCAGAUGUCACGCCGCGGAAAACAGUGUCAGCUGUGCAUGCCCUACAAAAGAUAUCCUGGCAUAUUUCAAGCAGCUCAACUUAGUUCUCCCAGUGAAAACAGCUUCCUGGGAGCUAUCGCGACGACUCAAUGAGACAGUCACAGCAAAAAUUUCACAAAUGGUAUCAGCGGACUUUGUUGUUCAGUUCAAGACGGUCAUCGAGACUGCGAAUCUCCUUGUCACCAACAAUGUGUGCAACAUCGCCAACAGCGAACUGGAGGGAUGCUACCACUGUGCGAAGGGAGCUACAGCCAAGGUCACCUGUAGAUCAUCAACUAACACGCUCGGAGAAGUCCUGUGCGGUCGCCAUGCCUUUGUGGUACCAUGCGCUCCCACUUCACCUGAGUCAAAUCUCUAUUUCCACUUGGAUUCCGCACGCCAACUUCUCAAUUGCUCGAUCAGAUGUGGAGAAACCGUGCAUUACUUCGUUCUAUCGGGUAUUCUACGGUACACGAGCAAUUUUCAUGCUGCAAUGACUGACUUUAUUCAAGGGAACACUACCGCUUACCAUGGUUUCCAGCUCCCAGACUUUCACCACAUACUGAACGUCUUCAUGGACUGGUACAAAGUACUGUUUGUCAGCAUUCUGGCAGUGAUUUUUGCCUUAUUGGUGUCCUACUUGUGCCUACAAUCUCUGGGAAUACGCCUCAUGACGCUCCUUUUGCGCGGCGCACUUACCCUGGUAUGCUACCCGCAAGUUAUGGAAUUCAACUCGGCUCCUCCAUCGCCAAACCCUACCCAUUCGGCAUCCACUUCAUGUCAGCUACGUAGCUUACAGCACGACUAUGGAGAGCUGCUACACGCUCUGCCGCAACUCCCCACCCCCCAACAGCUCGUAGACCAGAUUGCGCGAACCGUGGAAACGCUUCACAGGACGAUGCGCUCCACCCUUCACCUGGAUACUCAAAUAGAGGCCCUCCGAGCGGAUGAUAGUUCGUGGCAGACCAGAUACUGGAAACACAGCAUGGCAGCCGCUUCCGUGGAUAAGCUACGCCUCGAGUUGCUUCUGUCGCGAACGACACUCACGUUCCUUUUUUCCUUUCCUCCACUCCUCGUAGCUACACGCGUGAUAUCGCUGGAGCAAUGGAACGCCAAACUAGCCGAGCCGCGCACAGAUACUGAAGGUGAUACCUUAGCCAUGGGACUCAAGGACUUAGAGAACACCUUUUCAGAGCAGCUCGGAUUCCUUCAACAUUACUCCGGACUACUCCGAACGAUUGGCGAGAGCAUUGCGGAAGACCAGUUUCAAGAUCAGCAGAUCGAGGACGAGGACAACCGAUUCUUCGAAAACCUGAUAAUACGCAAGCUCGACAACAUCACGCACAUACUACGAGGAUCCCAACUGGAGCAUAGCGCGACGCAGACCGAGUCUGCGGAGGACCAUCGCGGCGCGGAGGCUGCGGAGACGCAGGAUUCGGGCGCGCGGCGGCAGGAAAGCGAAGAGGGACGGGAACAACGCGCUAUCGACGACAACGCAGAAUUCAUGGAAGAACUGCAAGAGGAAAUCCGUCCCGACGACGUUUUUGUCGUUGUAGACGAGGUCGUGGGAGCCGAGGUUACCGAGGAGAACGCUUAUCACGAGGAGGCGCUGGCACCAAAAGAUACGAGCGAGACAAGACGUCUCAACGAGGAGAUAUCACGUGUUCUCACCGAAAAAAGGGACCUGGAGCGACGGAUUCACGAGAUGGCGAACGAGAAGACUUGCCCUCGCCGCAGAUUUGAAGCAGGGCAGAUCAGGAACGAAAACGAAACGACGAUGCCGUGCGUCUUUUGUGGACUAAUCGGCGUGCAUUACUCGGACGCUUGUGAUGUCUACCCCGACACCCGCCGGAGAUGGCGCAUAAUACGCGAAGCCGCACGUUGCAGGGUGUGUCUCAAAAAACGCUGCACGGGAGGACAUAGGUGCGACAAAAGGACAACGAAGUGCCGGUACUGCGCCGAUUACGGACAUCACCCUUCGCUGUGCUUUCGGCCUCAGAGAAGCGAAGAAACCCGACAACAGCUAGAGGAGUUGAAGCGUCGGCUGCGGCAGAGCGUGCAGCGAUUAAAACUCUUAAGAAGACAGUUACACCUUCUGCAAGAUGUAGAAUAA
Messenger RNA from Necator americanus (New World hookworm), 9231 nucleotides. RefSeq lists its product as uncharacterized. The coding region runs from base 1 to 9231 and encodes 3076 amino acids. NCBI's taxonomy places the organism in Eukaryota, Metazoa, Nematoda, Chromadorea, Rhabditida, Ancylostomatidae. Gene Ontology annotation, biological process: DNA integration; proteolysis. Gene Ontology annotation, molecular function: aspartic-type endopeptidase activity; nucleic acid binding; zinc ion binding. The record is from RefSeq and is a predicted model, not a curated record. The transcript is spliced from 4 exons.